CCGGUCUGGUGCAGUGCGGUUACCUGAUCGUAUCCAUAACAACAAUAAGCUUUCUCUCGCAUUUAAAUUUGUUUCAUCCACAAUACUUUAAAAAUGAGUGAAGCAACAUCUUACAGAUUUGAAAAUAACAUUGAAAACAAAAGUUUACAGAGAGCUCUGCAUAGACAAAAGGAACGGAUAAAGUAUGAUGAACUUAUGGCAGCUCGAGAAGGUAUUGUGAAGAAUGAACUUCUAAUCAACCAGAAGGCAGUGUGGACAGAGAAGCUAGAAGAAGCCAGUGCACAUAGGAGAUUGAAAACAGAAAAAUCCGCUGUUAAAGGCGAGAUUGCCAUUGCUGGCAAAACCCUCAUUGCGGUGCGAAGAGCAGCACUUCGACAGCUCAUAGACCAAGAGUAUGGCCAAUUUGAGGAGGAACUUCGGGCGCAAGGAAAAGCUUUCUACUUUAAACGCGACUGAAAAGGAUGCAAUGAAAAUAUACAAUGGACUAUUUUGUUCUUGAGCCUACAGGGAUCUUAGCGAUAUCCACGCCUCUUUUUCCUGAAUGAGAUAGAGCAUAUUUGAUCAGUCGGCACGAUGACUGAAAUAUUGUCGAAGUGAGUGCUUAUGUGUCCCAUAUAAGCAAAUCUUUUCAAAUUAGUAUUAACUGUAUAACAUAUAGAUGUAUUACCGAAAUUGUACCACUAUAUUCUUAAAUUUUUGUAUUAACUUGCACAUUUGAAUCACAGGAGGAAAAUGUUUUGUCCCUUA
Molecule: messenger RNA, 747 nt
Organism: Strongylocentrotus purpuratus (purple sea urchin)
Lineage: Eukaryota; Metazoa; Echinodermata; Echinoidea; Camarodonta; Strongylocentrotidae
Exons: 4
Coding region: 94-456 (120 amino acids)
Source: RefSeq, a predicted model, not a curated record